Messenger RNA from Bombus huntii, 5222 nucleotides. RefSeq names its product brain-specific homeobox protein homolog (gene bsh). Bases 1078 to 1920 code for a protein of 280 amino acids. Gene Ontology annotation, biological process: regulation of DNA-templated transcription. Gene Ontology annotation, molecular function: DNA binding; DNA-binding transcription factor activity, RNA polymerase II-specific. The record is from RefSeq and is a predicted model, not a curated record. The transcript has 3 exons. Lineage: Eukaryota; Metazoa; Arthropoda; Insecta; Hymenoptera; Apidae.
CGCGCGGGGGGUUGAAUCGCCUUGAAUCGCGCACCGAUACUCCCUAAACGUCGACGAAGAACGACGCGACGCCGCCACGAUCCGCGAGUUCUUCCUUCCUACAGCUGCUUGCCUUCGAUUCCCCUUUCAAUUCAAUUAGAAUUUUCCGCUGCAAGCCGCCCGUGCAACGCGCCAAAACGAUUCUCGCCUGCCACAGUGGAUUGCCUGUAUAUUUUUGUUUCUCUAGUUUCUUUAGUGCAGUAGUGCAGUUUACGCGAGAUCAAACACGUUUGGUGAUGCCAGCACGCGAACCGGGACAGUGUACGUGUCCAUUUUUUGGAGAGUUUGCAGCCCCUGAAACCAGUUUCUGCAGCUUAGUGCUUGGUGAACGUGAUGAUCAGGAUUUUUGGUGAACUUUGGCCAAGCAUCGGUUCGAUGGCGGUGGUCGUUGGAAUAUUUACCAUGGAUUGAACUGGACUAAUUGUUUGCUGACGUUGAUUGCAAGACUGCAUUUAGGACGAAAAGUACAGAUUGCAGAGCCGUAGAGUAAUCGAAGACGUUUAUAUCUGUUGUCAGAUAGACGUUGAUAUGUACUGCGGAUUGAACUGGAUGUUGAGAAGUAAUUGGUCGAUGAGUUGGUUACAAUGUCGCCUGGACUUCUGCAAGAUAUAGAACGUAGAGUUAUUGAAGACGUUUAUGUCGGUCAUCUGAUAAAUGGCAUCUUAUUGUGCAGUUGUAAGAUGUAGAGUAAUUAAGGGCACUUACACCGGCGAAUGGAAUGUUUCUAUGCGGAUUUCUAAAAUGAGAUAGAAGAAGAUACCAGGGCUUUUCGAAUGGUCAAGAUCUUCAACGUUGAAUUGCCACUCGUCGAUCGUCGAACAAAUAACAUGAAAACAAACUAAUAAAGUGAGAAAAAAUAAAAACACUUAGAGUUAAAAAUUCAAACGAAUGAAAUCAAGCUUAACGGUAUUAAACUUACAUGAUUGAUAUAUAUAUAUAACUUUUUAAAGAAAACUUCGCCAACUAUGUAACAAACAAGCAACUUUCAAUACAAAUAAUCGAAGUUCGAUAGCUGAAAAGUUGCUCAUUUUGGUAAAAAUGCAGUCCACUUGUCAGCAACAACAGGCCCAGCCAGGUCAGAAUGGAACUUCCGCGAGCAGAACAUCGUUUUUGAUAGAAGAUAUCCUGAGUCGUGGAACCGCUCCACCGCAUUCUCAUCAUCAACUUCAUCAUCAGCACCUGACGUCCAGUCACGGAGUACAACAUCAGCAAUACCAGCAAUUCGCCAGUUUAUUACCUGGUUAUCCUUCUGCACCGCCUACGGCAACCUUCUUCCUGGGACCACUUUUUGGUAACACGGCGAUGGGGGUUGGCGUGGUACCGGGAGUUACUGAACUUGCGGCCUUGAAGCACUGCCGUCGACGAAAGGCACGAACAGUGUUCAGUGAUCAACAAUUAGCGGGUUUGGAAGCUAGAUUCGAGGUGCAGAGGUACCUGAGUACACCGGAGAGGGUAGAGCUCGCGGCGGCUCUUCACCUCUCGGAGACCCAAGUGAAAACGUGGUUUCAAAAUCGGCGGAUGAAGCACAAGAAACAAUUGAGGAAAUUGAACACCAGCGCCGGAAGCAAUGGCAACCAGAAUUCUAAUCAGCAAUGCACCGGUCAAUCCGUUUCCGUUACAUCGCCUGCCGAACGACCGGUGGAUUUCUCUCUGAGCGGCGGGCGAGAAUCACGGGCGAGCAGUGACGCGCCGGUAGACUCCGACGACGAUGAAAUCGACGUUCUAGGUGACGAGACGCCAUCGCCAACGCGAACAGGCAAUAUUCACGUCUCUAGGCGUGCCGGUUCACCGACGAGUUUUCAUCAGAUCACGUAUCGUCAUUCGGUUAGCCUGUCUCAUCAACCCCAACACGGACAAGCUAUUCAACGCCAACAUCGCUGAAACGAAACAGUACAAGGUUGAUAUUGCUCUUUCACACGGGAGAACGUUUAAUAUGAGCUGGCAAAUGCAGACAUUGCAUCGAAGAACGAGAAACCGAGUGAUCGGUCUGAGAAAUUGAAGGAAGAUUUGAGAAGGGAGAACCGAGAGAAAUCACGUGGAUUUUUCUAAACGCUCGAAUCGUUUCUCUCAAAGUGCAGUCAAUCGGUUUAAACAACUGUUAGGAAGUCCUUCGGGAAAUACGAAGAUCCGCAAUGCGAUUUCGAAAGAAUUUCCUCGACGACAUUUUCCAUUAAUUGUGAAAUUUUAUUUAUCGGAGCAAAAUGUUUCUACAGAUUGAUUUAGACAAUUUGAAUAUUUUCAUUUAAGGAACGAGAACAAUUGACGAUUCUAAACCACCUAGAUCCGACGAUGGAUGAUAAAAGUAAUACUGUCUCGCUUAUAGAACAAGAUUGUUAGGAGGGACCCUUCAUUUUGAACCAGUGACUAAUAGAACAAUGUGAAAGAACGUGAAAGAAAUACGAACGACACUUACAGUGUUAAGAAUGAAUUUGUGAUUGAAGGAAUAGUGUACAAUGAAAUGGUGUAAUAUAAGAAGAUCGAAAGACUCGAGACGAUGUAGAAAGUGUAAACGACUUGUAAAUGACUCUUUAGCGAUUAGAGUCUGGUCGAUCUCUCGCGACACUUUUUAUAGCGAAAUGCCAUAAUAAAGCUAGUCUGUUUCGAGUCACUUUUUAUAGCGAAGUAGAAAGUUAGCUUGUGAUUCAAGUUGGGAUUAAAAUGUCAUGAUGUAACGCGAUGUAUAAUAUCACUUCCUCCCUUUCCCCAGUUAGAAGUCCUUUUUAUAGUUACGAUUCGAUUCAGUGUUACUUGUUUAAAGACAGGAAGAUCACAUUUUACGAUCACGCGUUGUCAUUUGAACGGGUGUGAUUUAUUUAAAAAGAAAAGAGGAAGAAAAAGGUUUGUACAGAUUCGUUAUUUUUCCUUCUCCUUGGCUAAAUUUUCUUAAAGUUACAUAUUACAAUUCGUAUAACUUUUAUUUAUUUAAAAUAAGCGUCAUUUAUUUGGAAGAAGAGAGAAGGAAAGAAGAGGAAAUACUGUCGUAUAAAAUCAUGCAGUUUCUUUUUUAAAAUUCUAUAUUUUUUUUAUUUAAAGUAAGUAAAGCGAAGAGUUAAAAGAUAGACGGACUAAUUUUCAAAUUAGAUUUGGCGCGUUCCUAUAGACGACAGAUAAGUAUCGUAAUUGACAUUUAUAGGUUGUCGCGGGUCAUGAACGACGAGGUCGCCUUUCGUGCAACAUUAUCAUUCCGCUAAUUGACAGCCUGACAUUUUCUGCCCGUCGUUUGGGACAUUUUCGAGGCUUAACGCACUCCACGAGCUAAAGAAGCAGUUAAUCUCGGCUUAAUUCCGUGAAUUAAACCGUGAAUCAUGUUUCAUCCCCCGACUGAGCUUCCUUACAAAACUCCUGUACAAAAUUAGACGCGUAAGCCGCGUUCAGUUGAAUCUUUUUAACGACGUUCCGUUUAAAAGCAAAAGCUAAAAACCGGCCAUAAGCGAAAAAAUAGAAGAUAAGAAGAAAUCAUUAUAAAAUUUUCAGAACCUUAAACACCCCUCAGAAUCGACGUACAAUGAGUCACCGAUCCUAGAAAUCUCAAAGCCGAAACCCUCCACAUAAGUAAUAAAAAGAAGAAAAAAAACAAAACAAGAAGAAAAAGAAGAAAAAUAAAAAGAAGAGAUUAGAAAAUUUUCAGAAGCUGAGAAAAUUCUUCAUCCGCAAACCACCGAACUCGGAGAUUCUGAAACUACAAACUCCGAAAACCAAAAAGGCAAGAUUAAAAAGUUUCCACCUAAUCGAAACAUGACAUUUCUUCGCGGAAGAUACGUAAAUUAUCUAUCCUAGAAAGCUUAAUACCGAAAUGCCGCGAGAGAACAAGUAAUGAAAAAUAAAAAGAAAAGAUAAAUUUCCAGAAUCUCCGAACAUUGUGCGGCAGACGUAUAAAUCCAACAGAUCCAGGAGAUCGAUGUCGAAAUGGACGAGGGACAAAUGCCAAGGACAAGGACUUUGCCACGACCGUCUUUUGCUACCUGUUGCCGAACGUUAGAGGUCGCGAUCGUGUCUAGAAAGAAAGAAAAGGGGGAUAUCGCGAGCUGACAGUCCCGGAGCGUUUCCGGCUGAGCACGAAGGCAUAGGCGGAGUCUGCGGAACACGUCGUGCUGCUCCCAGUUGGGGUGAAUCCUAAUACCCAGAUAAUGGGAAGUAAUUGCGAGGGAUCAGAGCCAGAGCGAGCAGAGUUACUCUCUCACUCUCUUUCUCUCUCUACCUCUAUCUCUCUCUCUCUCUCUCUCUUUCUGGAUUCAGGAGCGUGUAUAGAGAGAGGGUGGAGGUGUCGGCGUUCUCAUCCCCUUGCGGCGCCGGAGAUUCGUGGGGGUGGAUGAAAAGGACGGUCCAACAGACGCGCACGCACACACAUUGCCAAGCAGAGGGGUGAGAAGAGAGGUGAGAGAGGCAGAGACAUGGAGGAACCAGAGGAUGCGAGAGAGACAGAGACCUAUAAUCAUAUUACCCAGGCUAAAUCACGCUGCAUAUUCUCAAAUACGGAUCUACGAUGGAUCAUGGUGUUUUGUAACGGAAAAAACACUUGUGCAACGAUAUUCCGUUGAUUGUUUGUAUGUGGACGAUGGAAGACGGUGUUUUGCUGGAGAUCGCUCUUUUGGGAAUGUUGGAUCACUUCUUGCUAUAUAUUUUCGUGGAUUAUAAUUCUGGAAAUUUUGCUAUUGGCUGUAUGAAUUUUUCUUUUUCUUCUUUUCUUUUUUUAGGAAAUUUAUUCUGCUCUGUCGGUUCUUUUCGUUUAGCUUCGUUUGGUCGCUCUGAAUGAUCGUCUAAGACCUUUGCACAGUAUCGUAGGCUGGUUGGUUACAUAAGCCGAUAAUUCGAGGAGAAAGUUUGCUCCUUUGAUACAAUUAAAGCGUACUUGCUUGGAAUUCGAUAGGUAAGUGGCAUUUUAGAGAUGUGAAACGCAGGCGAGAAAUGUUUAGGUAGGUUUUAUAGGGUGAUUGCAACUGUAUCGAAAAAGAAGAAAAUUCUCGGAUGAAAUCUCUCUUACAAAUAUGAUAUUUGUACGGCAAGAAAUAUUAGGUAAGAGAAAAUACUUUUACCGAUAAUGUUAUUUCUCAUUCCUUUCCUUUGCCGCUUCAUCGACACGUUCAGCAAGGGUCAAGCGUCAAAACCUUUCAUCACACCUUCUCCUGACAUACACCCUCGUUCAAGAUAUGAAGAAUAAAGGCACGUAUUCUAUCACAGAAAAU